Messenger RNA from Priceomyces carsonii, 2202 nucleotides. RefSeq names its product Zn(II)2Cys6 transcription factor. The record is from RefSeq and is a predicted model, not a curated record. Gene Ontology annotation, molecular function: zinc ion binding; DNA-binding transcription factor activity, RNA polymerase II-specific; DNA binding. Lineage: Eukaryota; Fungi; Ascomycota; Pichiomycetes; Serinales; Debaryomycetaceae. Gene Ontology annotation, biological process: regulation of DNA-templated transcription; DNA-templated transcription. The transcript has a single exon. The coding region runs from base 1 to 2202 and encodes 733 amino acids.
AUGAGUCUAAACAUGAAAGUUUCAACAGACAGGAACGCUGACUCCGAGAAUUUGGAUGGUGGAAGAGCCAAGUUAUCUAAUUCUUGCAAGAUGUGUCAAAGACGUAGAAUAAAAUGUGAUCGUAAGGUGCCAAUUUGCAGUUCAUGCAAGAAAAGAGGAGAGACUAACUUAUGUGAGUACGAAUCUAGCCAGUGGCAGGAAAAUGCUAUUUUAGAACCUGGUAAUGCACGAUUGAGAAAAGAGGUUGGAAUCUUGACUUGUAAAAUAAAAUCCUUAGAAAAGACGAUCAGUACCCAACGCAGAACUAUAGAUAUUAUGAAAAAAAAUUCACGAAAGGAAAAUUCCGAAUCUAAUAUUCAACAAGAGGAUAAGAAUCAUGUUUUUAGAGUCGAUAUGGUUAAUUUUCAUAACAUCGUAUUAAAAAACUUGAGAUUGACAUAUUUUGGGCCUACAACUUACAUUGGUCUUUUCAUGAAUGACAAAUACGGACAAAAAAUCCUUAACAAAUAUUCCGAAUUACAGAGAGCCAAAUUCUCUGACUUAAAAAAAAAAAUUCAAGCAGCACCAACUUCAAACUCGUAUCCUUCAGGGCCAGUUAUCGAAGAUAUCUCGCGAAUUUCUAACUCUCUAUCAUUAAGUAUCCCACGGUUACCACUUAAAGAAUCGUCGAUACGUCUAAUUGAGAGGUUUUUUCAAUACUGUUAUCCUUUUGUCUGUUUUCUCAAUAAAGAUGAGUUUAUUGAGAAUAUUAGUCUUUUAUGGGAGCUGGGAAGUCUUCAUGAACAGAUCCAACACUCAAAGAAUUAUGAAAUUAUUGCAUCUUUGCUAAUUGUACUCAGAUUCUCCACUUUGACAUUUCCGUCUGACUGCGACUAUAAAGAAUUUGUAAAAUUCGAGGAUGGGGAGGAAAAAGAAAUUACUCCCUCUUAUAUUGAGUAUGCAUCGACGUUGCUUUUGUCUCCUACAGUAUCCGGAAGAAUAAAUCUUCGCACCAUCGAAGCAUUAUUGCUCCUACGCGUUUAUAAGUCAAUGUGUCCAGAAGAUGACACUGAAGCAACAGAUAAUACAAUCUUACUCACUCAUGCCAUUAAUAUGUCUAUUCAUCAUGGUCUUCCUUUAGCUUUCAAGUAUGAAUCAGAUCAAUUAAUCUGGAAAAGUGAAAAAGAUACUCAAAUAAAGAUCUGGUUACAGCUCUUGUAUGAUGAUGCUUCCAACUCAUUUAAUUUUGGGUUGCAACCUUCUAUUUCUAACUUUCAUAGUGAAGGUUUAGUAAGCUAUCUAGCUGAUAAUGAGAUAGUGUUAAUGAACAACGAUUUUGUCCUGAAACAGAUAAGGGUAAAAUCUUUGGCUGCAUAUCUAUUAAGGAAAAUCACGUUAUUUCUAAAUGGGGGUAAAGGAGAAAUUCAAAUAUCCGAUUUAGAAGAUGUGUUAGACAGUUUUGAGAACUUAUUAAAUGAAAAGUUAUUAACCUUCUCGCAAUUAAUAAGCAUGAAUGAGGUCCAAAGUGGCUAUAGGGUUCUGGAGUUCAUUCUAAGGAUCGAAAUAUAUUCUAAGCUAUUUAUAUUGUAUUAUUGCCUAUUCUUAAUUUGGGAUAAAGAUUUGAGUUUGAGGUAUUCAAAAAGUAUAUUUUUAAAUUUGUUACUUGAAAAAGGUUUGAUUUUGUCCCGUUUGGGUCUAGACUUCGCAGCGAGAACAACCUCGGUUUUCGGAGCUGAAUAUGAUAAAAUUAUAGGCGCUAGUAUCUUGUCUCCUUUAACGAAAGUAGUGCCAACUUUGAUAUGCUUUUUAUGUCGCUCGUUUGAUGGAAAUUUUAAUUUUACAAGCGAGUGUAAGAAAUUUAAGUCAUCUGAUUCAUUUGGCUUAGGUUCUUGGGCCGGGUUAGAUUUUACAAAUAAUGUAAUGUCACUAAAAAAUACUAUUGAGAAAUACAAGCUAUUAUAUCUGCUGUGUAUUCAACUUUACGAAGAAUUUUUCAUAGCAUUUAAGGUGGGGAUAUGUCUUCAAUUUAGCUUGGACUUUGUUCAAAAUUCUUAUUAUGAAUUAUUGAUAAACAAUUCUAUACUCGGAGUCACUGGUAUUGAUAACUUUGCAAACGAUUUCGAAUUUCCCAAUCUCGAAAAUCUUCCUGAUUUCAAUAGUAAUGAUGAUCUAAAUCAUGACUUUGAUUACAAUCUAUUCUUAUCAUUUUUAAAGGAAGACUGA